AAUUAAUAUUAAUUGUCAAGGACUAAAAGAAAAAUAACACUGAAAACAUAAAUGCGUGGCAAUUUUUUAAAAUAAAUAUCGACACGUACACCGAGAAAAAUUUAGUUUCAAAUACAGUUCAACUGAGUUUUUAGUGGUCAAACUGGUUUGUAAAUGCUAGUUGUUGUUCUUUCCGGUAUUAUUGCCACGUGUCUGGCCGUGAAGCAGACAGAUUUUUCCGUGCAUAUCAAAGGACAACUUGUGUGUGAUGAUGUCCCUGCUGCCAACAUGCCAAUGGACAUUUUUUCUGAAGCACAAAUGUUCAGAUACGAAGAUUUUAUGGAUCGAUGGACAAACGAGAAAGGAGAAUUUGAUUUCAAAGCCUAUGUGACAACUGAUGCUUAUAUGAUUACUCCUUAUGUCGUUAUCAUUCACAGAUGCUGGGAAUCUAAAGAAGUUCCACAUCGUUGCGAUCGGAAAAUCGUCCAACCAAUCCCACCACUCAAUGUCACUGUUAACUCGAAGACUCCUGAUGAGAAGAAAGUGUACAACUUUGGAAAAGUCGAUCUUCGCUUUAAGAAUCCUGCCGAAGUUACUGUGAAAUGUGGAUAAUAAUAAUUUUUGUUUGGAAAUCAUAAAUAAAGAUGUAUAGGUCAUAGA
Messenger RNA from Caenorhabditis elegans, 639 nucleotides. It is a transcript of the gene nlp-4, whose product is annotated as Transthyretin-like family protein. The coding region runs from base 154 to 591 and encodes 145 amino acids. Gene Ontology annotation, cellular component: extracellular region; cell surface. The record is from RefSeq and is marked reviewed. NCBI's taxonomy places the organism in Eukaryota, Metazoa, Nematoda, Chromadorea, Rhabditida, Rhabditidae. The transcript has 3 exons.